Asparagus officinalis (garden asparagus) is the source of this 700-nucleotide messenger RNA. RefSeq lists its product as uncharacterized. NCBI's taxonomy places the organism in Eukaryota, Viridiplantae, Streptophyta, Magnoliopsida, Asparagales, Asparagaceae. The transcript is spliced from 4 exons. The coding region runs from base 134 to 700 and encodes 188 amino acids. The record is from RefSeq and is a predicted model, not a curated record.
UCUUCCUUUAUUUUAUUUAAAAUAACACUUGAGUAACAUAUUAUUUAACCAGUUUUAUGUUGUACAGUUUUGCAACAUUCAUCACACAGAUGAGGUCAAUGAUGAAUUGAGAUACAGUCGGUUUGCUUCUCGGAUGGAUGAGCAACUUGCUCUGUAUCCACAUAUGAAGUUUAAUGAGAUUGAUAUGGUCUUCUUCCCCAUAAAUGCGUUUGAGCAUUUCUACAUUGUAUGCUAUGGGCUAAAGAAUCCAAGUAUGGAGCUGAUUGACAAUAGCAAAAACUGCCCAGACUACAAGGAAAAAUACCAAGGUCGUCCUGAGGGUUUGCACCAGAAUUUUGUGAGAUAUUUGGCAGACAAAAAACAUCACAAGGCGAGUGAAAUAAAUACAUUAACGCCUGACAGACUUGAGAUGGAGUGGAGAACGGCCGAAAACAAAUUUGAUUGUGCUAUUUUUGUCAUGAGACAUAUGGAGACCUACAUGGGCGGUGGUACAGCAAAUUGGAACUCUGGUUUUCAUAGAGAGGGUGAGCGAUUAAAAAAUCAGCUACAUAGACUGAGGUCUAUAUACUGUUGCCAAAUUCUUACUGAACCAACAAAUGAAUUGGCCAAAGAAGUCAUCAGGAAAGCCCAACUGCACCAUGCUGAAACUGCCAAAUUCAAAAAAGAGACGAAGAAGAUCACAAGAUCUCAAAGAAAAUGA